Molecule: messenger RNA, 3326 nt
Organism: Trifolium pratense (red clover)
Lineage: Eukaryota; Viridiplantae; Streptophyta; Magnoliopsida; Fabales; Fabaceae
Exons: 4
Coding region: 2089-3096 (335 amino acids)
Source: RefSeq, a predicted model, not a curated record
AGUAACUAGUAACUAGUAAUAAAAUGGAAGUUGGAGGAGCUUUGGUAGAUGAGUGAGCCGUUUAGCACAUAGUCUAGUAAGAAGACCCUUCCUCUUCUUCUAUCUCAACAUGAACAAUUAGAAACAAGUCUCAAAUCAUUAGCAGUUUAGCACCAGUGAUCAAAGAAACUCGAUCGAUUGAUCGAUCAAGCAAAUGAAAGAGGGAAAAGAACUUGUUCUUAAAUGUUCUGAUAAAGAACAAAUCAAGUGGUGGAAUUGUUGUUACUUCUUGAAGCAUUGGAUGGAGAGAUUCUUUGAGCUUGAUUUGAGAGCUCAAGAUAUGAGAAAUGGGUUGGAAACACUUGUGGAGAUUAAGGAGUACGUUUAGAGCUGAAUUUAGAAGUGGUGUUUGAAUUGGAUGGUCCUUUGAAUGAGUUGAAGAUGAGGUUAGUGUUUCUGUUGUUACUGUUCGGGGAAGUCGACGUUGGCUAAAAGGUUUUGUUGGGAUGAACAAGUUAAAGGUUCUAAGAGAUGGUCAGUAGCAAGAAGAUGAUGCAGCUAUUUUAGUACCUGGUGAUAUAAUCAGCAUAAAGCUGGGAGAUAUCAUUCCAGCCGAUGCUCGUUUGCUCGAAGGAGACCCUCUCAAAAUUGACCAGGCAAGUCUUAAUUAAUUAAACUAAAUAAAGAAGUCUUGUGUUACAAGUUUUUUCUCAUCACUAUAUAUAACUGAUAAAAAAUCGGGAUGGAGUUCGUAUGGUGUCCUGGUUUUGUUUCAUGCAGUCAGCCCUUACUGGAGAGUCCCUACCUGUCACAAAAAAAACUGGUGAUGAUGUCUUUUCAGGUUCCACAUGUAAGCAUGGAGAGAUUGAAGCCGUAGUGAUAGCAACAGGGGUUCAUUACUGUUUUAGAAAAGCAGCACACUUGGUUGACAGCACCGAAGUUGUCGGACACUUUCAGAAGGAAUUAAAAGGACUUUUAAGGAAUUGGUUAAUUGAAGUUGGAAUCUUGAGCUUAAGCCUUAAACAAAGAUUGAUCGUCAUUUAAAAGAGGUUUUGCAACAAAACUAGACCAUCAGCUGCAUCAUGUUCAUCAGGAGUGAAGACACUGACUUUGGUUUUUAUCUUGAAAACUAGAGAACUUCUAUGUUUCAAGUUGAGAUUCUUGAAACUUUGAUUCUUGCUUAAUUUGGUUUCUUUCAUGUUGUCUUGUGUAAUGGGAGCGUGAACGGAAUGGGUAUUGGAUAGCUUACUAUUGAAGAAUAAUGUGAAGACUAAGUUGCGAUUCUUGAAAUCUUGAAUUUUGCCUAAUUUGGUUUAAUGGUUUAAUACUUUAAUGAUGUAUCUUGAGCGACAAACAUUCAGUGUUACCUACUCUGAAUAAAAGGAUCAAUAUAUAUAAUGGGUAAGAAACCCUAAUUGUGCAUUAAAUGCAGUGCUUGCUGUUAAAAAGAUAACAAAAUCUAUUUACUUAGCUGUCAAGAAUAUCAAAAUAAUAAGUUUUUGACACAAAUUUUUUUCUUCUAUUUAUCCAUUUUUUUAAUAUAGACGCAUUAUCACAACUUUAUUUUUUUUACACACAGUAUCACAUUUGGAUAAGGAAUGGAUCUAAUUAAAUGUGAUAAAUUUAUUUUGACUUGCUUUAACAAGCUAAAAAAAAAUCUUUUAGUUUGUUACCAUUCCAGUAAAACAAUAAAAAGUUUGUCACCGUAAUAAAUGCAGAUGCUUUUUUUUUUUUGAAAAUCCCCUUAUUUUCAUUAAUCACAUAUCUUUUUAACUAAUAAAUCUUAUCUUUUUAAAAGAUAUUUUAGUAGAUAUUGUUUGAGAUUUAUUUUAGGGUUCAUAUUUCAACUAUAUAUGAGUGUACCAAAUAUAGUUUCCCUCACUUCACACUUUCUAAUCACACUUGCUGUUUUUAGUAUUCUCACUUUGUUUUCUUUUUCCUUCUCAACAACAUGGAAGUACCUCAUGACAUUGCUUUUGAGAUAUUCUCAUGGCUACCGGCAAAAAGUAUUUGUAAGUUCAAUUCAACUUGCGAGACAUUCUCUAAAUUUUCACAAGAAACCACUUUUAAAACAAAGCAAACUCGUAAUUUGUUGCGGAAGGAUGACACAUGUUUCUUCAUUCAACCCGAGAAAACAAGGCAAAAGUUCGAAAAAGAGUCGAGUUACAUUCUUUACCUAAAGAGAAACAAUCUUCUGGUGUUCCUAAUAAUGUUCUUACAUUCCUAUCAAAUUCAGUUUCUGUCUUAGCUUCUUGUAAUGGUUUGGUUCUUUGCCGCACCAUUAAUGAUGACUCACUUGACUUGUUCAUUUGUAACCCAAUCACAAAGUCUCGGUCUUCGAUUCCUAUCCCAGAGUCACUUCAAAUAAACGAUAAUUUUGCAAAUAUCAAUAUCAUGUUAGACUGCUCCCGUAGCAACCUAGAUGAUUACUCGGUGCUUUUGUUUAAAGAGACAAAUUUCAAGGAAUGGUCACCAACUUACAUAUGCAAUGUUUAUCAUGGAAAAGAAGGUGCAUGGAAAACAAUGGUAAAUAGUUUUUCCCUCGGUGGAAGAGACAUGAAAUUUGAAAUGGCUGUGUUUCAUAACAAAGCCAUUCAUGUUAUCUCGGAUAGUGCUAUUUACUUUACGAAAUCUAGUGCUUUUUAUGAUCCAUAUAUAAUGUCUUAUAAUCUGGAAAAUGGCACAUCAAGUUUGCUUAAGUUGCCAACAGAGGCGAUAAAAGAUUGUCAUAACAUGUGUAACAUGAGCAUAUUCAAUUGGGGUAAAGUGACAAGUUCCAAUAGUUCCAUUUGUUUGGUGAAAUUAAGAGAUUCUGUUUUUACAAUUUGGAUUUUAAAAGAUUAUAAGUCAAGUUCAUGGGAAAAGCUUUUGGAAGUGAGAGUGGAAGCAUUGGAAUUGAAGGAGAAAAAUCCUAAUGUUACCGGGUUUACCAUUAUGAACGGUGAUCUCUUAGUGUUUGCAACGGAGAAAAAUGUUUAUAGUUGUGGUUUAGACAAUGAGAAAUCUACGAAGGUUGAAGAAAUAUGCCAACACAAUUGUGGAUCUAACACCCGUUUUAUCGCAUACUCGGAUACUCUUCCCUCGUGUGGGACUAAUGCUGAAACUAUGCCUUGUUAGGGGCUGAUGUUGUAUUGCUUUUCGCGGUCUGCUAUUCAUUUCCUCUAAUGACUCAAUUUAAUACCUACCGAAAUGGCUCUUUAAAGAAAGGCUCUAUUCACAAGAAAAUAAUGAGAAUUGCAACUAUAGUUGUUAUAUUAUAUAUGUUGCCAAGUUUAGUAAGUUGUUAGGGGAUUUUUGAGAAGUUGUAACUUGUAACGUUUAAUAUAAUUCAAGGCAUUUAGUAUUAA